Messenger RNA from Symbiodinium sp. CCMP2456, 3534 nucleotides. The record is from the annotation of a GenBank genome assembly. Lineage: Eukaryota; Dinophyceae; Suessiales; Symbiodiniaceae.
GUUAUGAGUGCCCAAGGAACCACUGCUAAUCUGGCAAAUGGGGUUCUGAGUCGUGAUGAUCCGGCCCCAUCGACGUCGGCAGUCGCAGAAGUAACUGCGGCUGCAGAGGUUCAAGGGACUCCAGACAUGCAAAGUGUGCAUCGGUCAGUGGCGGGACCUGUUGUGGAGGCGCAGGACGAUGUGCAAAGCGUACAGAUGGUGCAGCCUUUCCAGGCCUUGGAGACUGCAGCUGGUGUGGGACAGGCGAAGCCAAAAAUAGCUUCGACGAUCUCAGAGCCAGGCGGUAGAUCAAAUCUGGAGCAACGAGCUAGCGACCACACAGCGGAUGAACUGUCUGGAGGUUUUGUUACCCCGAAGUCUGGUAAUGGACAGAGGAGUAUUGUACAGCAGGCCUGGAUGGGAGGCCUGGAUGUUCCGCGAUGGAUGAUGAGACUGGGGAGCUUGCUCAAUAAUGGGGCGGGCCUGACGACAGCGGAGCUCGCACCGAGCCCUCUUCCCAGCGGGAGUCCUAUGUAUUCGACGCCACCUGGUGGCGCACCUUUUCGUCUUAGAUCUCCGGCGAAGGUACUGGGAUGGAAGUCAUACUUAGCUGCCCCCUAUGGAGCUCCUGUGCAUCUGAGGAAGAAGGCGUUCGACAAGGCUGGACCCUUGAAGCGUGAAAUGGGUUUGGAAAGUCGCUGGCUGGUGGGCAAGUACGUCGGAUUAAGUUCCAUAGUUCACCACGGGCAUGUGGUAUACAUUCCACCAGAAGGCGAAGAAAAAGAGAAGUUUCUUCAUACAAUGCAUGUUCGUCCGAACCUUGUGGAUCCUGGACUACCGGGCGGUGAUCUCAGAGUUGACACUCCGCCUAAGCCGAGGAGGAGAGUUCCGCAUAAGACCGAGUCUAAAGAUGUUGAAAUGCGAGCGGUUCGGCGACUUACAGAGGACAUCAAGGAGCUCGGGACCACUACAGCGAGAGAAAUCUUGGAUGACUGGUCACUGGAACAAGCACUACGGCUAGUUAACGCAUUGGCUGAUAAGGAGUUCUUCGAGGACCGGAAGUUUGGAGUGUUUCGCCAUGGAGGAACAGUUGGGUGGCUGUCCGGAGUCGAGGAGUUUCCAGAUCUUACAAAGGUCCUGACAAGGAUUGUCCUGGAAGUCGAUCCCGAGGAGGAGAGCUAUGGGUUGAACUUAAACCUGGGGACGUGGUACAAGGUACAAUUGUCUACGUUGACAAAGCUUCGGGAUGCACCAGAUGAAAGACAGCAGUCAGACUGGUCGUUGUUUUUGGACCUUAGCAAUGGAGUUGUAAAGAUCGAUGAUGCUGCAAGGGAUGGUGAGUAUGGACCCAGAAUUUACAAGACGGAGGUGAGUUAUACUCCAAACAUUGAGGAAGUCUUGGAACAGUUGAAGGGGCCACUCGACGUUACCCACACCGUGAGUCCCGAUGAGGUGAUGGCCAAUUUGGAGCAAUGGAGGCCCUCAAUCAUGAAGGAGCUUGCGGGCAUUGAGAGCGCUAUCGAGAAGCUUCCUCCGGGGACAGUCUAUGCCGAAACAGCACCAGCCGAAGCAGUACGAGCAGGUCUCGCGGUGUCCAGCAGAAAUCAAUGGCACAUUGCGAUCUUGGAUGUGGUAGCAGCGUUUGUAAAGACGCCACUGGGAAGAUCAUCGUCAGAUCCAGUGGUAGUUGCACAACCACCACGACUUCUAGAAGCUCUUGGCGUUUCAGUGAAGCUGGAGUUAUGGGGACUUCUGCGGGCUCUCUACGGCCUACGAGAGGCUCCGUUGCUGUGGGGAAAUUUCCGUGAUGAUACCCUACGGACGAUCAAGACCCCGCGUGGACUGGUGUGGAAGCAAGGGAAAGCCAUUACGUCUUGGUGGUCCAUUUUGGAUGCAAAGGGCGUGGUUACAGCUCUGGUCGUGGUGUACGUCGACGACUUUAUGAUUUGUGGGCCCAAGGAGGUUGUCAAGGAGUUGGGGAGUGCAGUCCAGCAGGUGUGGGAGACUUCGGAAUUGACCUUUCUGGGUCCAGACAACUCGAUAAGGUUCCUAGGGAUGGAGCUACAGAGGGAGUCCGAGGAUGCCAAGGAGAUUCUGGUAUUUCAACAAGGGUACCUUCAAGAGCUUAUGCGAACCCAUGACCUGAAGCCCACACACCUUGACAAGAUUCCUAUCACAAAGGAAUUAUCAUUUGUUCCUGAAGUACCAGAGCCCAGCAACCCGGACCUUAUCCGGGCUGCGCAGCAGAUUACUGGAGAAGUCCUAUGGGUGGCGCAGCGUACAAGGCCAGAUCUGUCGUUUGCAACAUGCAUUAUGGCUACACUUUGCACACGAUGCCCUACACAAACAUUGGACAUUGGAAGGAAGGUUCUGGGAUAUUUGCAGCGUACAAAUGGCCGUGGGCUAGUGGUGUGCUGGCAAGAUGUGGGCCUUCUCAUGUACUCCGACGCGUCGUUUGCGCCACAGGGAUCUCGAUCCCAUGGCGGCUGGGUUGUGAUGUUCGGGGGUGUUCCAAUAUCGUGGAGAAGUGGGCGACAAAGUAUGAUUACAUUGAGCACCGCGGAAGCGGAGCUUCUGGCGUUGCUAGAAGGAGCGGUGGCGGCAAAGAGCACGGAGGCAAUCCUUGCGGACAUUGGCGAGAAGGCAGGGUGGUUGCAAGAACAGAUAGAUGGUGGCUUCUUUAAAGUGAUCCACUGGCCUGGUGAGAAGCAACCAGCAGACCUGUUGACUAAGGCUCUCAGCUCUGCCCGACUAGAAGCCUUGCUACAAUGGUGGGGUGUUGGAGAACGACGUGCUGCAGUACGACAUCCGUCAACAGCUAUGAAGGUUUCAGCAAAGUCGCUAUUGGCCGCAAUCUGCUGCCUAUUAAUGGUAUCGGUACAGGCAGUGGGCAUAGAGCAGCGGGUACAGGGAUCUGGUUUACAGGUUGAUGGGGACUUAGCGAGCCUUCUGAUGAUCCUACUAAUGAUUCUUGGAGUGCUGCUGAUCUACGAGGUUGCGAAGUGGUCUAUGGCAGAGAUAUGCAAUGAGUGGAUUCCAGGAGCUGGAGCACGGCGUCUUCGGAAGCUACAGAAGCUACAAGCAGCGACGACUGCGGCUAUCGAGCGUGAGCUGGAGAGGAUCCAAGAAACUGGCAGCGUGAUCAGGGAGACAUCUGUGGAUCAGGUAGCCAAGGAAAUGAACAAGGACCAGUACGGAUAUCUCGUCGGGCAGGUGAAGAUCAAGGGGAUCAACUACAUAUUCAGCGCUAAUGAGGCUGAGAACCUACGAGUAUGCCAUGACGUGAGCAUGCUGAUGACCUGUGAAAAUCUACGUGAAGGUCUUCUAUCCGAAGGUCUACCUCUUUCCGGUUUGAAGGAGGACAGAGCUCGACGUCUAGGUGGACGACUCUAUGAGAUGAUGCAGCAAUCUACAGGUCCUACUCUUAAGCAGCUCAAGUACGUGCUUUGGUUGUGGAGGACAAAAGAUCUGAGUGGCAGGCACAUGCUCCGCUACCAUGAGAUCAACGAUCGCUCGAGGGUGUCUGCGUUAAUAGCUGCAUGGAAGCAGUUCUGA